Capra hircus (goat) is the source of this 2733-nucleotide messenger RNA. RefSeq names its product solute carrier family 25 member 41 (gene SLC25A41). The transcript has 7 exons. Gene Ontology annotation, biological process: transmembrane transport. Gene Ontology annotation, molecular function: ATP transmembrane transporter activity. The record is from RefSeq and is a predicted model, not a curated record. The coding region runs from base 1588 to 2697 and encodes 369 amino acids. Lineage: Eukaryota; Metazoa; Chordata; Mammalia; Artiodactyla; Bovidae.
GGGUGGCAAAAGUGUGGGGCACGACUUAGCGACUAAACAACGACAACAGCAAGGGUGGUCGAGGAGAAGGUAAUGUUUGAAUAAAGAGUUUUAAAUGGUGAGGGAGGGAGCCAUGGGGACGCCUAGGGAAACAGCAUCUCAGGCAGAGGGCACAGCAGGUGCAAAGGUCCCCGGGCAGCAUCAUGCCUGGUGUGUUGGAGGAACAGCGAGGAGGCCUAUUUGCAGCAGAGUGAGCAAGUAGGAGAGAGGGAGAAGGGGAGGGUUGGGAGGGGAUGGGGCAAGUAGAGCAGGACUUUGUGGGCUGCGAGGAGGACUUGGGCGGAUAGGUGGAAGCCCUGGAGGGCUGUGCGCAGAGGAGGGGUGGGCCCUGACUCAGGUACUCAUGCGCGCCCUCUGGUGGCUGCUGCAGGGAAGACAGACUAAACCGUUAAGUCUGGAGCUGGGGGAACAGGGGUGCAGGCCACUGCGCUGGUCCAGGUAAGUGACAAGGGGCUGGACCAAGGUGGUAGCCAUGUACAUGAUAAGAAGCAGUCAGAUUCUCGAUAUACUUUGAAGAUUAAGCCCACGGGAUGUAGUGACAGACUGCGCAAGAGAGAAAAGGAGGAAUCAAGGAUGACAUCGUGGGUUUUGAUCAGACAAUUUGGACAAUGGAGAUGCUCCCAACGAAGACCCUCACUGGACCCUAUUGACAACGCUGUGUGGUAGAGUCAGUCAUGACUUCCGAUCUCCAGAUGGGGAAACUGCCGCUCCGAGAAGUAAAGCAGGUACCCCAAGGGCACACAGCAAGAAGAGUCUGAGAUGGAAUCCAAACUCAGGGCCAUCUGACUCCAAACCUAUGCCCGUGUCACUUCAGGGACUGACGGUGUGUCUCUCUCUCAGAACUCUAAAGGCUUCCCCUUCUCCCCCACUUCCAUCUCCUGUUGACGUGACAAUGAAAGGCAGUGUGUCAGUUUCCUGUGGCUGCUGUAGCAAAAGACCACGAACUCAGUGGCUUAAAACAACACAUUGUUUUGGAGGUCAGAAGCCUGACAUGGAGCUCACUGGGCUAAAAUUAAGCUGUCAGCAAGACUGGCCCCUUCUGGAAGCUCCAGGGGAGAAUCAGCUGACCGGCCUUUUCCAGCUUCUAAAAAGACCACCUGCAUUCCAUGGCUCGUGGCCUUCUUCCUCGCAUCCUCAAAGUCAGCAACAGCCUGUGGAGUCUUUCUCACCUCCAAUCCCUCUAACGGUCCCUUUUCCCUGUUGAAGAACUUGCAAGAUUACAUUGAGCCCCUAUGGUGAAUCCAGAGUCAUCUUUCCAUCUCCUCAUCAGCUGAUUAAUAAUCUGAAUUCUACCUGCAAAUCUAACCCACUCUCUCUCCCUUAUAUUGCCAUGUAACAUAACACAUUCAUGGGUUUAGAGCGAUUGGGAUCUGGACCUCUGGUGGGGUAGGGAGACACUCUGUCUGCCAUAUGCAGUGAGGUCACAAGGACCACUGUGACCUCAUCAUCCCCUGGGACCCAAAUUUACAAAGCACCCCUCCCACACAGUUGCUGGAUGGGCCAACCUCUGGCCAGAGAUUUGAACCUGAGUGUUCUGACCCUCCAGCUAUGAUGGGAGCCCAACCAGAGCAAGCUCAGAAGCCCAGCUCACGGGUCCAGACCCUGUUUAAGAGGGUCAAGGCCUUCUUCACCAAAACCGGUCCCCCACCCCCACCCCCAGCCCCCUCCCGGAACCUGGGCUGUACCCACGUGUACGGGUACGUGUUUGGGCACCUGGGGGAGAGAGAACCAGAGCAUCCCCCAUCGCAGCAGGUGCUGGACACAGGGGAGCAGCUCAUGGUCCCCGUGGAUGUCCUGGAAGUGGAUAACGAGGGAGCCUUGUGGAAGUUCCUCCUCUCGGGAGCCAUGGCUGGGGCAGUGUCUCGCACGGGCACGGCCCCUCUGGACCGUGCCAAGGUGUACAUGCAGGUCUACUCCUCCAAGAAGAAUUUCAUGAAUCUGCUGGGAGGUCUCCGGAGCCUGAUCCAGGAAGGGGGCAUCCGUUCACUCUGGAGGGGCAACGGUAUCAACGUGCUCAAGAUUGCCCCGGAGUACGCCAUCAAGUUCUCUGUCUUCGAACAGUGUAAAAACUACUUCUGUGGAGUGCACGAGUCCCCACCCUUUCAGGAACGUCUCCUCGCUGGCUCUCUGGCUGUGGCCACUUCCCAGACGCUCAUCAACCCCAUGGAGGUGCUGAAGACGCGGCUGACCCUGCGCCGGACUGGCCAGUACAAGGGGCUGCUGGACUGCGCCAGGCAGAUCCUGGAACAGGAGGGCACCCGUGCCCUUUACCGUGGGUACCUCCCCAACAUGCUUGGCAUCAUCCCGUAUGCCUGCACCGACCUGGCCGUCUACGAGAUGCUCAAGUGUCUCUGGCUGAAAUCAGGCAGGGACAUGAAGGACCCUAGUGGCUUGGUCAGUCUGUCGUCUGUGACACUGUCCACCACCUGUGGACAGAUGGCGAGUUACCCGCUGACUUUGGUGCGCACCAGGAUGCAAGCCCAAGACACUGUGGAGGGUUCAAACCCCACCAUGUGUGGAGUCUUCCGGAGGAUCCUGGCCCAGCAGGGCUGGCCAGGGCUGUACCGAGGCAUGACCCCCACAUUACUGAAGGUGUUGCCUGCAGGCGGCAUCAGCUACGUGGUGUAUGAAGCCAUGAAGAAGACCCUGGGAGUAUAAGCAGUGAACUAGGUGACAUACCCUGGGCAGAAAUGG